AUGUCGGAAGACGAAGCAUCGCCUUUGCUCUCGGCCGCGACGAAAGGAAAAUCCAAGGCUCGUGAGCCGGGAGAUUCUGGCGAGUCGACGCCACUGCUCUCGAAUUCGUCGGCAACGCCACGUUACGAUGGAGAAGAAGAUGAGCAUCAUGUAGAUAGUGACGAUUCGAGUCCAGCCCACCCCACCGAUGCGUCCCCCGCUUCCAGUUUGACUAAGAAGUCUAGGAGAUGGGCGUCAUUUAUCGCAAUGUUCAUACUGGCAGCGCUCGUCGUCGUCAUUAUCGUUCUCGCCUUCGUUGUUCCUCAAACUAUUCAAGAGUAUGCUCAGCAAGCCGCCGUUAUUGAGCCUACCAACCUCUCCCUCGAAUCCAUUACGACGAACGGCGUUCGAGCUCGGAUCCAAGCCAACUUUCAUCUAGAUGGGUCGAGAGUUAGCAGCAAUCAUGUGCGAAGAGUAGGAAAGGCUGUUACAUGGGUGGCAGCUCAGCUUGAAAGCGAACAGACGAGGGUCGAUGUGCGCAUUCCUAAAUAUAAUAACGUGCUUCUUGGAUGCGCAAGCAUCCCGCCUCUAUUGAUCAACUUGCGGGAUGGCGACGUAACACAGUUUGAUAUUGUCGCGGAAAUAAUACCGGGCGAUCCAGAAGGCAUUCGCAUAAUUGCGAAUGAAUGGUUCGAAGGCAGAUUGGACGAACUGCGUCUAAACGGACAGGCUGAUCUCAGUCUCAAAUCUGGCAUCUUCCCUCUAGGGACGCACGCCAUCUCGGAAUCGAUUGUAUUUGAAGCUAACAAGGUCCCUGCGAUACCAAAAUAUAAUAUUACUCGUUUUAAAGUCGAUGAUGGCCCGAUGAAGGGGACAAUGCUAGCCGACGUAGCACUGGCGGCGUUCAACGAGUAUCCGGUCGAACUUAAUAUUCCCGAGCUUGCGUUUGAUAUUUUAGUAUCCGGUUGCGCUAGUUCAGAUCCCUUCAUCCUAGUAGCGGAAGCGGCUACGAGCGAGGUUCAUGUGGAACCACGCUCUGAUGUUGUGCUCGAUGUUAAAGGAGUUAUCCGCGAGUUACCUGACUCCUUGACUCACGUUUGCCCGGACUCUACUUCUUCACCUUUAGAUAACAUCCUUCGACAAUAUAUGCAUGGCGACCCCGCUACACUCUUCGUCCGUGGGAGUCGUCAUCCCGAUGGCGACACGCCGAAGUGGAUUGCAGACAUACUAUCUAGCGUAACAGUACCUGUCCCAUUUCCCGGACGUACCUUAGAUGGUCUGCUUAGGAACUUCUCUUUGACCGAUGUCAAUUUUGCUCUACCCGAUCCCGACGCCCCAGACUCCAACCCGACAGUUUCGGGAACUAUUUUAGUUACCGCAAGCAUUCCUUCUGAGAUGAACUUUGGUAUAGACGUGACAAACGUCCGCGCCACGGCGGACGUGCUUUACAAGUCGAAGAAAAUGGGAGAACUAAAUCUACGAGAAUGGCAACACGCUAAUUCUACUAGGGUUGAAGGCGAGGGGGAUGAUGGGCCUAUGCUCAAAAUCCAGUCCCGCGUUAUCGAUGCACCCCUCAACAUCACCGAUAGUACGGUAUUUGCCGAAGUCAUUAGUGCCUUACUAUUUGGCAUCGAAACGGUCCGUCUACAUGUUGACGCCUUAGUGGAUAUCAAAGUGCAUACCACGUUAGGAAACCUUACUCUAAAGGAGGUUCCUGCGGAGGGCAAAAUUCCAGUAAAACCCCUUCCAAAGGGUACUGUUGGCAGUAUUGAACCAAAGGUCGGGUCUCUCAGGAUUUUGGACACGACAUCAGACUCGAUAACGUUGCAAGCCUUAGUUAAUGUUACCAAUCCAACACUCUAUACAGCUCAUGUACCAUAUGCGAACAUCCACGUCCUGAGCAAUGGUACGAUCAUCGGGAGUGCUACGGUAGAGGAUCUAAAUAUUGGCAAAGGUCCAAACUCAAAUAUACUUGUCACCGCAAAAUGGAAUCCACCAAUGGGUGGCGCCCACGGUCGAAAAAUUGGGCGGGAACUAAUAUCACAGUACCUGUCAGGCUGGAAUACGAGCAUCACUGUAAAGCCACAUCGAAAUAGUAUCCCAGGCCAGCCCAUCAUCUGCGAAGCGUUAUCGAAAUUUAAUAUGACCCUUGCCGCUCCCAAGCUGAGUUUGCCUGGAGACACCCCUGAAGAGAGGUCUCAUUUCAUUAGAGAUGCUACUUUCCACGUCUUUUCAUCGACGGCCACAUUUACCCUUGUAUCACCAUUGCAUUAUAACACAUUAUAUCUAGAUUUUGUCAACGCUACCGCAUUGUAUAAUCACACCGAGCCGGUAGGGCAGAUCGUCUACGACUUGCCGUUCUCAGCACCACCUGGCAAAUCCCAAACGCCAAAACUACCAGUAUCGUGGUCACUAGACUCGGUUGGCUACGAUGCUGUGAAGAAAGCGAUAGGCGGAAAGCUCAAGCUGGAUGCAUAUGCCAAUGUAGAGGUGCGGCUGGGGAACUGGAAGGAAUCACUUUGGUAUCAGGGUGAAGGGAUUGGUGCGAGUGUACAGAUAUGA
Daldinia childiae is the source of this 2541-nucleotide messenger RNA. RefSeq lists its product as uncharacterized. Bases 1 to 2541 code for a protein of 846 amino acids. NCBI's taxonomy places the organism in Eukaryota, Fungi, Ascomycota, Sordariomycetes, Xylariales, Hypoxylaceae. The transcript is spliced from 3 exons. The record is from RefSeq and is a predicted model, not a curated record. Gene Ontology annotation, cellular component: fungal-type vacuole membrane.